AUGGCCCAAGCACUGACAAUCCGCAACUUCACCUCCACUCCACUGGAAUUGAAGGUCAUCGAGCGCUUCGCCCCGCAGGAAAAGCGCAAAGAAGAUGGCCUCCAAGCCUUUGGCACAAUGGCCAAAAACUUCACCCGUAUGGUGACCGACGCCGCAACGAACGUGACUCGAGCUUCGAACUCCGCUCAACCCGUUCCCCAGGACGCGCAACCAUUUGCUCAUCUAGACACUAAUAUACGUGUUGAUCCAUUUGCUACCAACAAGACGGACGUCAAGACCUUUGAGAACAAUGACAAAGAGCGCUUACGUCUUACCUUUGAGGUUGACGGGGAGCGACAUGUCAUUACCGUUCCUGUGCCGACAGUCGAAUCCGCCGAGAUGCGUUGCCUGACGGACAACCCUCGUCAUCGAUUCACUGGUGUCUAUGUUACGCAAGAGGGUUAUCUUGCGAUAUACUCUUCUGCCCAGCUCAAUGCGUGGAUGCGCGAGCUGCGGGAUGAAACUAUGCUGUCUUCAUUGUCGAUUCCCGGCACGCACAAUUCUCCUACUUGCCAUGUUGCGCCUCCGUCGGUCCGUUGUCAGGCAGUCAGCCCUAAAGAGCAGCUAGAGAAUGGUGUUCGUUUCUUUGAUAUCCGUGUCCAGCCUCAGUCUCCUGACGAUCCCUCCAAAGACGAAUUAAUCCUUGUCCACAGCGCGUUUCCUAUCUCACUCACUGGAAACAAGUAUUUCAGGGAUCUGCUAAAUGUCGUGAAUGAGUUCCUCGACCGCAACCCCUCCGAGACCCUGAUUAUCUCUCUGAAAAGAGAAGGAACUGGCAAAGCAACAGACGAACAGCUCAGUCGCAUCAUUCGCGAUCACUACGCCACUCCUGAAAGCCGCUGGUAUACCGACCCCCGAACGCCAACACUAGGCGAAGUCCGCGGUAAAAUCGUCCUUGUCCGACGCUACAAUCUCGASGAGCCGCAAAAGGGAGAGCACGAAGGCAGAGGCUUCGGCAUUGACGGCGCCGGCUGGGCUGACAAUACUCCCAACGCAACCUGUCCAGGUGGCGAACUCUGCAUUCAAGAUUUCUACGAAGUGCUUGAAACGCAAAACAUCGACAAGAAAAUUCAGUACGUCAACGAGCACAUCUCACGAGCAGGUGCUGCUCGCUACCCCUUUGGACGCGGUGAUCCAAACCAGAAAUACCCCUUCUUUGUCAAUUUCUUGAGUGCCAGCAAUUUCUGGAAGACUCAGACAUGGCCGGAGAAGAUUGCCGCGAAGCUCAACCCGGCGACUGUCAAAUAUCUCUGUUUGGAUCAUUGUAAUCAUCCUGACGGAGAUUGGGGUACCGGUAUUUUGGUGACCGAUUGGGUGGGUUUGGACGGUGACUGGGAUUUAGUCAGGUGCAUUGUAGGUAUGAAUGCGAAGUUGAAGCUGAGGGAGAAUUAG
This is a messenger RNA of Talaromyces amestolkiae, 1431 nucleotides long. RefSeq lists its product as uncharacterized. Gene Ontology annotation, molecular function: phosphoric diester hydrolase activity. NCBI's taxonomy places the organism in Eukaryota, Fungi, Ascomycota, Eurotiomycetes, Eurotiales, Trichocomaceae. Gene Ontology annotation, biological process: lipid metabolic process. Bases 1 to 1431 code for a protein of 476 amino acids. The record is from RefSeq and is a predicted model, not a curated record. The transcript has a single exon.